Messenger RNA from Cercospora beticola, 1595 nucleotides. RefSeq lists its product as uncharacterized. NCBI's taxonomy places the organism in Eukaryota, Fungi, Ascomycota, Dothideomycetes, Mycosphaerellales, Mycosphaerellaceae. The record is from RefSeq and is a predicted model, not a curated record.
CUUGAAAUGCACACUGCACGAUAAGUGUACCAGUCCCUUGGUCGAGGCUGCAGGAACAGGCCAAUGAGUGGCGAUGGUCGGCGUGACGGCACCGGGCACACAUCGGUAGCCUACCAAUGUGGCAGUUGGAGAAGCCAGGUUGAUCCCAACCAGCGUCAGUUUACGUCGCACAGCUGUGCUGAGGAACUUUCUAAAAAGCCCCAAGGUGCUCGCAGGCCGACGCGGCGCACUGCUUUGCACGGCUAAGCCUGCGACCGCGAUCCUUUGGCACACACCCGUCGCUCGUUGUAUCAAAUACACUGACUACAGGCCCUUCCUGCAUGCCGUGUGUGGCUUUCCGCUCUCUGUUUGAUCUUCCGAGUGGUGCACAGCAAGGCUGAAACAUUCGCCAACGCUCGCUCCUGCUGGAGGCCGGUGUUUUCGAACUCUAUCCAUUAUCUUGAUCUUUUCGCGACCGCACGCCAUCUCUCCCCUCUCGAUACCACUAAGACAAUCGCGACGACAUCGCCAUGGCCGCUGCACACAUGACCUCUUGCAGAAUAUCACCUGCGCUCCCGGUCGAUGUCGAGAAGCAGGUAGCCAUGCUGGAAAUGUUCACGAUGGACCUGGACCUGAGCUUGCGAUCGGGAAGCUCUGAUGUCGACUCUACGCGAUCCGCAGAGACCACUACACUGAACAGCCGGCACGAUAGUCUGAGCAGCGGCAGAGCCAGCUCAUGCAGCAGUCGAACAUCAGACUGCGGCCACCUCAGCCCGAACGCGAAACCAGUCAAGAGAGUACGAUUCGAGGAGUCCGCAAGCUGGACGUUCUUUGAUGAGAAUGAAAGCUUCCCACAACGCCCACGCCUAAGCAAGCGCCCGUCUUUCAUGACAAGAAGCCUGGAUCGUAUCAUGACGCGCGGCUCAUCAGAAACCGAUGUCGGUGUCCCACCUGCAGCACUAUCUGCCAUGACCGAAAAUCUCAAACAACUGAAGCGAAGGAACUCUACUGUCGACAUUGCAGAACUGGCUACGAAAACUACAAGCCGAUACUCGACACCUGGUAGACGCGAUUCCCUGGUCAUCACGGUCCAUCAACCAUUACGAGAAUGUCCAGGGAGGAGAUUCAACAGAGCACAGACGCCGAAGCUGCCUGUAGUACCGGCAGCGCCAGCACCCAAAGGCGACUGGGACUCACUCUUAGGGCCUCCAAAACCGAACCCACUGGCCGUGUGAUAAUAUGCGAGAGACUGGCACCUGUACACCAAUGAUGUUUUACUUGCAUCUGCAUCGAUCAAUUUGCUUGGAAUUUUCAGACGUAUUAGCGAUGGCGUUAUUGGGUCUCCUUUUGGGUGCUUCGGUGCUUGGGUCUUUCUGCUUUAACACUGCAUGCAUCAAUUACGACAAUAUUAUUUGAGAGAGUCGGAAAGGAACGACGAAAUGAAUAGGAAGUUUGGUCGCAGUGGUGUGACUACUGGUUCGUUGAACCUGUUAUCCCCUGCAGUACCACACCUGUCGCAGAACAGAUAAAGAGGAUACUGUAUCGCGCAUAUUGCGCAAGUUCACCAUGUGGGUGUUCAACUGCAUUUUCCCCUCUCGCACACCUUUCACUAUGCG